Molecule: messenger RNA, 2004 nt
Organism: Closterium sp. Naga37s-1
Lineage: Eukaryota; Viridiplantae; Streptophyta; Zygnematophyceae; Desmidiales; Closteriaceae
Source: the annotation of a GenBank genome assembly
AUGUGCUUGCUAGCCGCCUGGCUCUUCCUAGCGCCAGGAAGAUCACAGAUAGAGUUGACGGUUGUCGUCACGUCGCUGGUAGACCGUCAGCCGGCAACUGUAACGGUCCACCCGCAGCGGUCGUCAGGUGUAACGGUGGAGAUGGAAUCGUUGGAGGAUGACGUCACGGAGACGGCCGACCCCGAUCCGAUGGAACCCGCUCAAUCGUUCACUGGCUUCGUGAACGGCCCUCACGCGUUGGAGGCGGAAGCAGCGGAAGAUAAGAUUUCCGCGCCAGUGUUCCCGCUGUGCCAAACGGAGGGUCCAGAUUUCAUCCCGUGCCUGGAGAACGAGGCGGCGAUCAAGGUGCUCAAGUCGACGAGCCACUACGAGCACAGGGAGCGGCACUGUCCCGGGAAGGACGGCGUGCUCCGCUGCCUGCUGUCGCUGCCUGAAGGGUACAAGGCGCACGUGAACUGGCCCGAGUCGAGGGACCAGAUCUGGUUUGCCAAUGUGCCACACACGCAGCUCGCAAGCUACAAGGCGGAUCAGAACUGGAUCAAGCCCGAGGGGGACAGAUUCAUAUUCCCGGGCGGCGGAACGCAGUUUAAGUACGGCGUCACUAAGUACAUCUCAUGGCUGCAGGAGGUCUUCCCAUUCCUGUCCUUUGGCAAGCACAUUCGAGCCAUGCUGGACAUGGGCUGUGGGGUGGCGAGUUUCGGCGCGUACCUCGACGCCUUCCACACACGCGUCUUGUCUGUAGCGCCCCGGGACGAGCACAAGGCACAGGUCCAGUUUGCUUUAGAGCGGGGCGUGCCUGCGCUGGUGGGGGUGAUGGGAACGCAGAGGCAGCCGCUCCCCUCCAACGUGCUUGAUGCUCUGCACUGCGCCCGCUGCCGCGUGCCCUGGCAUGCCGAGGGUGGCAAGCUGCUAUUGGAGGUGAACCGGCUGCUCCGACCAGGGGGCUACUUCAUCUGGUCGGCAACCCCCGUGUGCAAGGAGUGUGCUGCCAAGGGCACUGAUGACGAGGGGAUAUGGGCAGCCAUGACGAAUCUCACCACGAGCAUGUGCUGGAAGCGGGUGGGCAAGAAGAUCAGCCACGGGUUCGGCAUCGGGGUAGCCGUGUGGCAGAAGCCGACCGGCAACGACUGCUACGCCGCCCGGCCGGCCGGCGCGCUGCCGCCCAUGUGCCCGCUACAGGACAACGCGGAUGCGGCGUGGUAUAUCCCCAUGCAGACGUGUCUGCAUCACGUGCCGUUUGGGAAGGAGGAGAGGGGCGGCGCGUGGCCGGCGGAGGGUGAAGAGCGGUUGACUGCGGUUCCAGGGUGGUUGGGGAGAGGGAAGGGGAGGAAGAUGAGAGAGGAGGCGGGAGGGGAGGAGACCGGGAGAGUAGGAGGGGUGGAGGGAGGGGAGGAGAGAGGGGAGGAGAGAGGGGAGGAGAGAGGAGGGGAGGUGGUGGGAGUGUAUGGCCGGCCAGUGGUGAAAGAAUAUCAGCACGACGUGGGGCAUUGGGAGCGGGUGGUGCGGCAUUACGUUGAUGGGCUUGGAAUUCGGUGGGAGGGCGUGCGGAACGUGCUUGAUAUGGACGCACACUACGGCGGCUUCGGCGCUGCUCUAGAGAGGGCUAAGCCCGUGUGGACGAUGAACGUGGUGCCCACGACCAGCCCCGACACCCUGCCAGCCAUCUUCGACAGAGGGCUGCUGGGCGUGUACCACGACUGGUGUGAGGCGUUCAACACGUAUCCACGGACUUACGACCUCGUGCACUCGGAUCACCAUUUCGGGAAGGCGCUCACUGAGAAGAGGUGCGAGGCAGCAGACAUCGCGGUCGAGAUCGACCGAAUCCUGCGUCCCUUUGGCUACUUGAUAGCCCGCGAGCACGCGCAGCACAUCCCCUUCCUGCAAGCAGUGGCGAGGGGGCUGGUGUGGAGCCAGACAGUGCUGGUGAAGGAAGGCAGAGAGGCGUUUGUGGUGUUUCAGAAGACCAUGUGGCGACCAGAGGGGCAGGCAGAGCAGCAGCAGUAA